Molecule: messenger RNA, 219 nt
Organism: Adineta ricciae
Lineage: Eukaryota; Metazoa; Rotifera; Eurotatoria; Adinetida; Adinetidae
Source: the annotation of a GenBank genome assembly
AUGUGGUCAAACAAUUAUCAUCCUUAUGGAAACAUCCAACAACAAGAUAUGCAACCAAACAACUGGCUCAAUCAAAGUGUUGCCAAUGGAUUGAAUAAUCCAUUCGGCAUACGUUUUGAUAAUUAUAUGAAUGCACCUACAACAAAUCCAUUCGCUGGUCAAACCUUCCCCAAUACUUAUCAACAGUUUGGUGGUUUUGGAUACCCUUUUCAAAGAUAA